Molecule: messenger RNA, 5383 nt
Organism: Amoebophrya sp. A25
Lineage: Eukaryota; Dinophyceae; Syndiniales; Amoebophryaceae
Source: the annotation of a GenBank genome assembly
GUGCGUGUUCACUACUCACAGAUACAUAUUUAUUAGAGGUAGACGUGCGUUAAUGUUGCGCAGAACAAUGAUCGGUGAACGAGAAACCUUCUACUAAUUUCGUGAGCAGAUUCUUUUCUUUUCGGUGGUGAGCAAAGAAAGAGCCGACGAGUGCAUCUGCUGUAUCAUGAAGAGUAGACUCAUCUACAAUAUUGUUCAUAUCUGCGCUGAGGAGGACUGUGUUCGUGUUAGAGUUCUUGAAGGUUAUUAUUUAAUAUCGAAAGAAUAUUGUGUGAGUGUGGUAUUUCGCGACAUCAUCAUCCAUGGUGUCAACGGACCGUCCUAUGCGACAUCAUCCAGAUCUUUGUUGAACAAGGGAAGAAAUUUUCCUCACCUCAUUUUACUUCAAAAUUUUAGGAGACCUCCAAGAAGAAUUUGGCUUUCAAGCUAGAGUUCUCCUAGAUAGAGCGCCUUUUUCGGUCGAAGUAGAUCGAUAUCGAAGGAUAUAUUUUGAUUUUCCUAGACGUGAAAAUAUUACUAUUGCUAGUCCUAAUGUAUAUACCGCUUCCUUUUUUCUAACUUCCCUAGGUAGGUUUGCUCCACCACAAACUAUUGAAGUGAUAGAAGUACUGUUCUUAAUCACUGACUAGUAAGACAGUGUCAACUUCUGCUCAACCUGCUGCAUAUUACUUGGUAAAAAGACUUACAACGAUUUUUUGAAACCUAUACGAUAUCCAUUUUUAGACCACCUUCCUCAGUGAAAUAAACAAGAAUGGACCUGUUGCAAGAGAUGAAGCGUGCGGCUGGUCCGCGGCUGACCGUCGGCUUGCCCAUCUCCUAUAUCGAGAAGUUCCUGAUCGAAGACCACACCCUGUCUGUGGCUAUCCAGAAAGCCUACAAUAUGUGGAAGGGCCUAGAGCCUGCUGCGACCUACAAGAAGUCGGAAGGUCAAUUGAUUCAAGAGAUUCAAGUGGGAUGGUGCCACUUGUACCCAGAGGACACGCGUAACCCGUACAUUCCGCUAGCAGCAAAAGGGCCCUGGAUCGUCACCAUGCACGGUGCGGUGUUGCACGAUAACGGAGGGUAGUGAUUUUGCUACUCAUGGACUACUUGUGGAGAAUUUAAUAGAUACAUAAGUAGCAUAUGUGCCUAGUGAAGAAACCCAGUGAAGAUCGUGCCUUUUCAGAAUCAAAAUGAAUCUAGAUAUCAUACGAUGCUAACUACUUAACAAGAAAGGUGUCGUAGUCUAGUACAAGAAUCAAUCUCCCGCUUUUUUGAUGUAGCUUAACCUUCAGCAACAUGAUAUCUCGAAUUCAAAAACUUUCAGAUAUGGCAUGCUUGGUUUCGGCCACUCUCCUGAGCCGGUGAUGAAAGCAAUGUCUGAGGACAAUGUGAUGGCGAAUAUUAUGACACCAUCGAUGCCACAGAAGCAUUUCAUUGACGCACUAAAAGCAGAGAUCGGACACAAUCGGCCGGAUGGUACUAUAGCUGUUUAUUGUUUUUUGAAAACCGAGAUCGGAUACAAUCGGCGGGAUGGGAUGAUCGUUUCCAACAACAAGUUGUCCAUCCUACUUCAAGAACCAGGGGCCAGUAGUUGGAUUCAUUGAUAGAUAAUUAGAAACGUAUCAGAUAAGAUGUUUCUUUCAUCAUGGUAUGUAGUAAUAACUGGUAGUAGAGCUACCAGUUAUUAAGAGAGAGCUAGGAUGUUACCAUUAGAGCUACCAGUGGUAAGUUGAACAGCUCUACCUCCUCAAACAGGUUGCCCAUACAGUGGAUUUCUGUUGAUGAACAGUGGGAGUGAGGGUAACAGCGUAGCAGAUCGGUUGAUGGAUAUUCAUACUGGGCACGUGAUGGCCCAACCCGAAAACAAGAGCAAAAAAGUGAAAUGCCUCGCAUUGAAGGGAUGUUUCCUUAUGGACGGUUUUUCUGAUAAUUCGCACUAGUAGUUACAGUAGAAUUUGGUCUGGGGAGGUCUGGGAGGUGCCUGUACUCAUCGUCCGUUGUUUGCUGCACGUAUUCUCGCGCAUAGUCGGAGCAACCGGCCUCGGUUUUGUUCAAUGCUGCUAAACUAUCUUGAAUGCUGCUUAACUAUCUACCAAGGUACUAGAAUAUUUUUUAUGUCAUUGUUAGUAACUGUGAUAUUUAAAAAAUCCCCAGGACAUUAUUAAAAAACCCGACAGCAGUCCCAACUACAAGCACAAAGCUCUUCUAAUCUCCACGGCCGCACCUACCGUCCAGCCCUCUGGACUGACGCUUGUCACGAUCGAUACAAUAAGGCCAAUGUUUGGAGCAUCAAGCAGUCGUACGAGGAACAGUACUGCUGGAUCUGCGAGGUCAACGACGUCUCUGACUUGGAGCGCUUGUUCGCGAAGGCGAAAGAGGAACACGUUUUUCUAGAAGCGAUGUUCAUCGAGUCUGUGAUGGGCGAGGGGAAUCCAGGAGUUGCGAUCACUCCAGAAUUCUACAAGCGCGCUCGGGAGCUGACCUUGGAGCACGAUUCGAUGCUCUUGGUGGACAACAUCCAAGCAGGGAUCCGAGCCACUGGGAAUUUGUCCAUUGUAGACUAUCCCGGUUUCGAAAAAUUGCCUGGUCCGGACUUCGAAGUCUACUCAAAGGCCAUCAACGCAGGACAAUACCCAGUGUCGUGUCUAGCCAUGUCGCCGAGGGCACAGAGCUUCUACAAGCAUGGGGUUUACGGUAUUUUGCUAUUUCUGAUUUUUACGGCUAUUUCUGAUUACGUACGUCAGGUAGUGACUAUGACUUCAGAGAAUCCACCUAGCACUAGUACUUGUUCAAUUUCCAUUUUGCGUCAAGCAUACCACGUUUUGAUUCUUCUCAUUUCUACUUGUUUCAGAUAAAAAGGUUCGCAGUUUAACAAGGACGAUUAACAAAACUUGCUUUUCACGCUCACCUAUUCCACAUCCACUUCCAGGUAACACCAUGACUGGCAACCCUCGUGCUUGUGCAGUUUCUACUGCCGUCCUCAAGCUACUCACGAAGGAAAUGCGCAAGAACAUCGUGCAAAUGGGCAAGUACGCUGUUGCCAAGUACAAGGAGUUGCAGAAGGAGUUCCCGGAUUUGAUCACCAACGUUACUGGUACUGGCCUGCUCUACGCGGUCCAGUUGAACGACUCGAUUUUUCAAGUCGUUGCCGCGGAUGGUGCUGAAUAUUGGUUACGGCAACAGGGACUAGGCGUGAUCCACGGUGGUCACAAUGCGUUGCGGUUCACCCCGCGUUUCGAAAUCACUAAAGCCGAGAUCGAUAUGCAGAUCGAUAUGGUGUCAGCCUUCCUCAAGCGCAUGAACAGCGAGAAAGUGCGCAUGCUGGCUCCGCGUUUGCAGACCUUGACGCGGGAGACCACGCUGGAGGGAACGAUGCUGUCGAGCGACGAGGAAAGUUUGGCCAGUUGGACACCGUCUGACAUGAACAAGAACAACGCAGUAGUAGCAUCUACUGGACAGAUGACGGCAGCGGAUGUAGAAAAAGCAAUGGGGAUGGGACAGCAGCAGCAAGUUAUGUUCCUGGUCUCACAGGAGAAGAAAACUUUAUUUGGUUUUUAGACAUUUUCAGAUUCACAAUCGUAGCUCAUCUGCUACAUCUACAAUUAAGUACAAAGAGAAGAGCUUAAGAAGUACAUCAACUGUUCUUCUUGAUUGACAUUGAUCAUGAUCACGUCCAAGAAAAAUAUGUUCAACUCUGUAAAAAUCUUCACAACUACAUCUUCUUCUCUAAUCUUCCUCUUUCCAGGGACGAUCUAGCCAACGCAAAGCAGACCGCUUUUCAGGUCCAACUCAAGGGUCACUUGUUUGAUGAGAACAUCAUCAACCAAGUCUUAGACCACAUCGAGAAGUCGCAAGGACAGGCACGGAUGCUGUCGCUACGUCUGGGUGAAUCCAAUCGUGAGGCGUCCGAGGCACGACUGCAAGUGUUUGCGCCGAUGCCACGCAAGACCAACUUGCUUACGGAACUACGCGCCGUGCCCAACUGCGAAGUAGUUACCAACGUGCCGGUGGCGCCAUGAAGAGGUGAACUAUAGGCACUUUAUAUUUAUAAGGAUCCUCCUCGCACUCAAAAAUUAGGAGGAGGAACUAUAGGAACUAUAGGAACUAGACAUGUAAAGAGGAUCCUCCUCGCACUCAAUCUCAAAUAAUAUGGAAGUAGUACAGUUAGUACCACAAGAAGUACUUUCAAUGGUGGUUUUCACAGAGAUGGAAUAACGAGUUAUCAAGAAAUCACGACUUAUCAAUGACUUAGCCACAGGAGAAACAAAUACACUCAUCGAAUCAUAGAGAAUAAAUGAACCUCAACUUCUCCACAGAAAGAAUAAGUAUCGCUAUUGUUUUGUGAUUUCCCGUCGAAACUCUGUUAAGUCGUAAGCACUCUACUUUUUAUCGUGCUUCACCUUUGGAUGCAUAGUCUGUACAUCCAAAGGACGAUGGCGAUCAUUUAUCUACUAGUUUGAGUUUUUUUGAUUUUCCAUCUUAAAUACAAAACAGACCACCACUGGAGCAAGCGACCCUUGUUGUAAGUAGUCUGAUCUCCAUCUCAGCACGUUGUUCUUCUGACUUUUUGAAUAUGAUAAAAAAGAAAAUUACCGCAUGACUUUCCCUCAUAUCCUAGGUUUAUCCCAACACACAAACUGAAUAGCAGAUCAUCUAUUUCCAGACCUAGAAGGUCUACGAUCUGAAGUUCUCACCAUCUUCAAUUUUGUAACUUCCAAGUGUGAUGCAUGUCUUCACAACUUUCUUGGGAGGUUAAAAGGGUAUCUAUGCAAGCGUCUUGUUUGGACAGUCUUUAUUGAGCUGACGCCACCCCCAAGAAAGGUCCUUCCAUUGGGCUUAAACUCGAUAUAAUUUUAGUGUACAGAAAGCCUUGGAACAACCCGAGAGGGGCAUAGUUAUAACUUAUGUUUAGCUGAAGCACCAUAUUAUCCAUGCAUACGUAUUGAUUGACCAUAUGAAGAUAGACCACGAGGUACGCUGUACUAGGCUUCUGGCAAAAAUCUAUAGUACGUUCAUGAUGGAGAUGUUUGUCUGGUCUUGUAGUUCCUCGAGAUGCAACUUAGUUGAUAGAAAAAAGAUAUGUGUACUUAUAGGCGUUUUUCCCUGAGGAGUAUCGUCGACAUAUACUCACUUGCACAUAACAGCAUACAGUUUUAUUUAUUAUCAUCUAUCCUCUGGUAAUGUUAUCCACGAUUCUUGCAGCAGAACAUCCACAUCAUGAAACAUGGAACCGAGAACGUCACCCAAGAAAGUGCUACAGUGGUCUCAAAGUUUUGCAGUGAAAAAUGUAUGAUUGCUAUUCGUUCCUCUACCAGCACCACUACCAUUAGGGUGACGGGGGGCGAAUAUGGAGUAGUUGUACAGUUUUCAUAGAUCAAAAGAACGAACUCUUCCACCUAAU